AUGAAAAGUGAGAAAGACUUAACUAAAGAACAAAAGGAAGCUAUUGUAUAUGGUCACCGUAAGAAUGACUCAUACCACACUAUUGUAGCUAAUGUAGAUUGUAGAAAGUCUAUUGUGGAUAAUAUUAUUCGUAGAUUUUGCGAAUCAGGAACUGAUAUUAAAUAUGUGAGUAGUCCUGUCAAGCAUAAUCCUAGUCAGAUGCACUGGAGUUGUUUUUCCUGGUAUGGAACUGGCCCUCUCGUCGUGCUCAAUAACUCUAUCACUGGAAAUGUGAAUCGUGAUCAGUCUUGGUUUCAACAAGGUAAUGCAAGACUGCACACUUUUAACGCCACUAGCAAUUUUUUCAAAGAAAACAAAGUUCGAGUGUUGGAUUGGUCCAUUCAAAGCCCAGAUCUAAACCCAAUCAAAAAUGCUCUUCGACGCAAACCAAAUUCAAGUAAUCUCAUUGAUCUUGAAUGUCUUGUUCAAGAAGUCUGGUGUGAUGUAUCAUCUGAGUUUUGA
This is a messenger RNA of Ambispora gerdemannii, 501 nucleotides long. Lineage: Eukaryota; Fungi; Glomeromycota; Glomeromycetes; Archaeosporales; Ambisporaceae. The record is from the annotation of a GenBank genome assembly.